AUAGUUACAUGGUGGUGGACAUUCAUAAUGGGCCAUGAUAAAGGCAUUGGGUUGACCGGUUUGGCAAAUAGGGCCCAAUUACCGGUAUUGGUAAUUUAACAUAUAACAGCCCGAAAUGAAUUUCGGGGGCUUAUAAAUUAAAGUUGGGGAAUGUAUAUUCAUUAUGAGGGUCAUAAUGAUUGAAAACACAUAAUAUAUUUUAUUUGACCAGAUAAAAUAAAAUAUAGUUAAACUAGUCCGAGAAAUACAACUUUCGGGGCCGAAUGUACACGUCGGGACAACAUGGGAUGACCUCCCACAUGAGUGGGGGCCACCCCACGUUUUUAUGGGCUAUUGAGACAAGGGAGGGCUGCUCAAUGUCAUAGGGAGGUGGCUGGAUGAUUUAAUUGGCAUCAAACAAGUGUGGACCUCACUCCCACACUUAUUUGCUAAGUAAGACAAGGAGGAAGGUCUCCUCACUCCCACCCCUAUCACUCAGCUCGACCCAGCCCCCAAAGAGAGAGAGGAAGAGCUCUGAAAAUCCUCCAUCUCCAUAGCCAAGAAAGCUCAAACAAGCAAGGAGCUCAAGGGAGAAGAUUAUAGGAGGAGAGAGCUAGGAAGAAGUGUGAAAAUUAAGGCACUUGUAAAGGGUGAUUUAAGAACUUUCACGAAGUUGAAAGAGUCGCCGGAGUUCAUCAAAGUUCGCCGGAGUUCCAUCGGAGUUCAACCGGGAAGGGUAGAACUUCACAACGCUCAUUCGAGGUUGAAGCUAAGGCUAGCUAUCCACACUUUGCUCGGUGAAGUAUUCCAAAGGAAGACGUGAAAUGGAGGGUAGACGCAUGCAGACUAGAAACAAUCCGGGAGGGCAAGCACCGAUAGCUUCUGUUGAAGCUAGCCGGGCUGCAUCUCGAAGCUCCAGAGGUGGAAGAGGAGGCCGUGGAGGCCGUGGAGGUCGUGGGGGCCACCGAGCCAAACAGUGAGUGACGGCCAUGUGAGUUCGGUGUACGAGACUAACACCGAGGACUACGACUCUACUUAUGUUCCCGAAACGGAGCAUGAGGAGACCCCAUAUGAUGGGGGCGAUUUCCACACCGAUGAUGAGAAUGAUGAUGAGAGUGAUGCCCGGUUUGCCCAAAUGGGGGAACUUCUAGAGUGGUAUCAAAAGGAGAAACAGAGGAGAGACAUGAGACGCCAAGCGAGGCGUGCUUCUCAAGGUGUUUCGGCUCAAGGAAGCCGUGGAGCUUCAAGGGCCACGCCUGUGGCGCCACAAGGUGGGCGUGAGGGAGGUUCUAUAGUGAGAAUCUCCAAAUACCUCAAGGAGGCUAGGGCCUUGGGGUGUAGGUCCUUUGACGGCACAGGCGACAUUACUAUUGCCGCCGAUUGGAUCAAGAAGGUGAAGGAUGCAUCGAGAGACAUGCAAAUUACUCCGGACGUGAAGUUAACUGUCGCUUCACGGUUGCUUGAGGGGAUGGCUUCCACAUGGUGGGAAGGUGUGGAAGGGAAAUACCGUGGGGACAUCUCAUGGGAAAAUUUUGAAAGGGAGUUUUACGCCUAAUACUACUCCGAUUUCGAGGUUAAUGUGAAAAGGAGGGAGUAUACCAACCUCAAGCAGAAAGAGGGUUGUAGUGUUAAGCAGCUGGAGCAGGAGUUUAGAACCUUGGCUAGGUUCUUACCGGAGUAUGCGAUCGAUGAGGACCGCAUGACUGAGCACUUUUGGGAUGCCUUACUUUUAGACAUUCGAGACCGUGCUACAUACUCACGCCUCAUGACUUUCAGUGAGGUGGUAGAACAGGGCAUGCUGGGAGAGGCCCAGUGGAAUGAGAGGAAAGCAAGGGAUGCCGAAGAGGCAAAGAAGAGAAAGUGGAAUAGUUCGGGGCCGCCCGAUCAUUCCCGAAGGAACAACCACGGUGGUGGUGGCGGUGGUUCAUUCAAGGCACCGGCUCCACCGGCAAAGAAGAAUAGAGACGCGAGGUGGCACGGACCUAGGCCACAAAACCCGGGGGCACCGAGAUGUCCCAAUUGCUCAAAACAGCACUUUGGGAAGUGCAAUGAACCACCGAGAUGUUUUAAAUGCGGGAAUGCGGGCCAUAUGAAGGCCAAUUGCCCUCAAUUGAUGCAAGAGAGUGCAUCAGGAGCCGGGGGAGGGGCCAUGGCGGGAAGGAACCGUGCGGGACCGUCGCACGGGAAGAGGCGGCGCGUCAACAAGCAAUGCCGCGUCCGUUAACCAAGGCGGGGCCCAAGCGAGGGUCUACGCGAUGACCGAGGCCGAUGCCCGGGCUAACCCCGACUCCGUUGCAGGUAAUUCCUUGUUCAUACUUGUAAUGUUCAUAUACAUGUGUGUUUUAAGCUUUAGGGAGCAAUUACGAGUUAACCGACGGCAUUUCCGGCUCGUUUUCGGGCGAAAAACGAAGUUGGACUGCCCAGGGAUGAACCGGCGCCGGUCUGGGCUUGACCCGGCGCCGGUCUGGUGUAAAAUGAUGAACCGCGGGCUGACAGUAGCUUACCCGGCGCCGGCCAGGGGGGCAACCCGGCGCCGGCCCGGAAAAAUUUCCCGGAGGGUGCUAUCCAGUAGCUUACCCGGCGCCGGCCAGGGGGGAACCCGGCGCCGGUCCGGGGAAAAUUUUCUGAUAUUUCGCUCCAGGGGUGAACCGGCGCCGGUCUGGGCCAUACCCGGCGCCGGCCCAGUUCACUUUUGCCACUUUUCGAUUCCAGUAGCUUACCCGGCGCCGGCCAGGCCUAUACCCGGCGCCGGUCCAGUGUAUUUUCGUCCGAAAAAUUUUCGUUUAGCCCUAUUUUCGACCCGGUACGUGUGUAGUGUGUCUUACAUGACUUAUAUAUGUAGGAACCUUAAAGAUCAAUGGUAGAAACGCAAGAAUUCUCAUUGAUACCGGGGCACAACGUUCAUUCGUGAGUGAAGCGUUUGCCGAAAGUUUAGGCGUACCGUUGAUAGCAAUGACCCAACCCUUGUUGGUCUCUACACCGUUGGGAGACGAUGUGGAGAGGAAACACUAUUAUCCAUCGUGUGAGGUAGAAGUAACGGGUCAACCCUUGACUUGUGACUUUGUACCUCUAAGUAUGUUGGAAUUCGAUGAAAUUCUAGGGAUGGAUUGGCUCGAGAAGUAUCAUGCUCGGGUAGAUUGCUACGCCAAGGUGUUAGAACUCGAAGAUGCUGAUGGCAACGCUCUACGUUUCGAGGGAGAUCGGGGAGGAUCUCAUAGUUGUAUCAUAUCCGUGAUGAGGGCACGGAAGAUGAUGAAGAAGGGAUGCCACGCAUACCUUGCUUACGUGGUUGACGAAACAAAGAAGGAGGCUGACAUCAACGAUGUACGCGUCGUGUGCAAGUAUCCGGACGUCUUUCCCAAAGACUUACCGGGACUUCCACCCGAUAGAGAGAUCGAGUUUGUGAUCGAAGUAGAGCCGGGAACAAAACCCAUUUCGAUUCCUCCUUAUCGAAUGGCACCGGCAGAGCUUCAAGAAUUGAAGGUCCAAUUGCAAGAGCUAUUGGACAACGGCUUCAUUAGACCUAGUCAUUCACCGUGGGGAGCACCGGUACUCUUCGUGAAGAAGAAGGAUGGUACAUUGAGAAUGUGCAUAGACUACCGACAGUUGAACAAGGUCACAAUCAAGAAUAGGUAUCCUUUACCGAGGAUUGAUGACUUGUUCGAUCAACUUCGGGGGGCUAUGGUGUUCUCAAAGAUUGAUUUGAGGUCGGGUUAUCAUCAGUUGAAGAUCAAGGAGAGUGACAUACCCAAGAGUGCAUUCCGCACUAGAUAUGGUCACUAUGAGUUUCUUGUGAUGUCAUUUGGGUUAACCAAUGCACCGGCAACAUUCAUGGACUUGAUGAACCGAGUGUUUAGUGAAUACUUAGAUCAAUUUGUGAUAGUAUUCAUUGAUGACAUCUUGAUAUACUCCCAGAACGAGGAGGAGCAUGAAUACCACUUGAGACUUGUACUUGAACGACUUAGAGAAAAACAACUCUUUGCCAAGUUCUCCAAAUGUGAAUUUUGGCUUAAAGAGAUUGGCUUUCUCGGGCAUGUCAUAUCCGGUUCGGGCGUUGCUGUGGAUAACGCCAAGAUAAAAGCCAUCAUUGAUUGGGAGAGACCCAAAAAUGUGAAAGAAAUACGUAGUUUCCUUGGCCUAGCGGGAUACUAUCGUAAGUUCGUAGAGAAAUUUUCCGUGUUGGCAUCUCCAUUGACGAAGCUCACAAAGAAGGGGGCUAAGUUUAUAUGGGAUGACAAAUGUGAGAAAGGGUUUCUUGAACUGAAGAAACGACUCACCGAGGCACCAGUUCUUACUCUACCCAAGCAGGGGAUAGGGUACGAUAUCUAUAGCGAUGCUAGCAUCCAAGGACUUGGGUGUGUGUUGAUGCAAAGGGGUAAGGUGAUUGCCUACGCUUCAAGGCAAUUGAGGAAACAUGAAGUGAACUACCCUACUCACGAUCUAGAGUUGGGGGCGGUGGUGUUUGCACUGAAAAUUUGGAGGCAUUAUCUCUACGGGGAGACAUGUCACAUUUAUACCGAUCACAAGAGCUUAAAAUAUGUAUUCACUCAGAAAGAGUUGAAUAUGAGACAGAGGAGAUGGAUGGAGUUGAUCAAGGACUACGACUUGAUCAUCGAGUACCAUCCCGGAAAGGCCAAUGUAGUGGCCGAUGCACUGAGCAGGAAGAGUACGUCAGGGACGUUACUCACAUGUCUACAGGCAUUGAGGGCACGCGUAGAGGUGUCCGCGUGUGGGACCCUCAUUGCUAGAUUCGAGGUUAGGCCUACGUUGCUGAGUGAGAUCAGUAGAUGUCAGGCCGUUGAUGAGGAAUGUCAAAGGAUCCGUGAACGGAUCCUUGAGGGACCCGUUGAGAACUUUCGUAUACGUGAUGAUGGUCUGUUGUUAUUUAAGGAUCGUGUUUGCAUACCAAAGGAUGAAGAGCUCCAAAGGUCCAUACUAGAGGAGGCUCAUUUUUCGGCCUAUGCCAUGCAUCCAGGGGGUACUAAGAUGUACCGGGACUUGAAAGAAAGUUAUUGGUGGUCAGGUAUGAAGAGGGACAUCGCAGAAUACGUGAGUCGAUGCCUUACUUGCCAACAAGUUAAGGCGGAGCAUCAGCACCCAGCGGGGCUUUUGCAACCACUUACCAUUCCAGAAUGGAAGUGGGAGCAUGUGACCAUGGACUUCGUGGUAGGGCUACCCCGGACAGUGAACAACUACGACGCCGUUUGGGUAGUGGUUGAUAGGCUCACCAAGAGCGCACACUUCUUACCUAUCAACAUUACUUACCCUCUUGAAAGGUUGGCCAAGUUAUAUGUGGAAGAGGUUGUGAGAUUGCAUGGAGUCCCGAUAUCCAUUGUCUCGGAUAGGGAUCCACGAUUCACAUCCAAGUUUUGGCCAAAGUUUCAAGCAUCAUUGGGUACUAAACUGAAGUUUAGCACAGCCUUUCACCCACAGACAGAUGGACAAUCUGAGCGGGUGAUACAGAUUUUGGAAGACAUGCUUAGGGCAUGUGCCUUGGAGUUCCAAGGGAGUUGGGACAAACACCUGGCUUUAGUGGAGUUUGCCUAUAACAACAGUUAUCAGGCAAGUAUUGGCAUGCCUCCGUACGAGGCACUGUACGGGAGGAAGUGUAGGACACCAUUGUGUUGGGACGAGGUUGGUGAGGCCAAGCUCGAGGGAAUAGAACUUGUUGAGAUCACCAAGGCUAAGGUGAAAAUCAUUCGUGACAGACUUAAGGCUGCCCAAGAUCGGCAGAAGAGCUAUGCAGACAAACGGCGAAGGCCGUUAGAGUUUGAGGUCGGGGAUGAAGUUUUUCUAAGAAUUUCUCCUUGGAAAGGUAUCAUCCGAUUCGUAUCAAGGGGUAAGCUUAACCCCCGAUACAUUGGUCCGUUUGAAAUCCUGGAGAGGAUUGGGGCCGUAGCUUAUCGUCUCAAGUUAACACCGGAACUUGAGCAGAUUCAUGAUGUGUUUCAUGUAUCGAUGCUCAAGAAGUAUGUGCGGGACCCGUCACAUAUUCUUGAGAAGCCACCGGUGGAGAUCCGAGAGGACUUGCAAUACGCAGUAGAACCGGUAAAGAUAGUGGGCCAACAGGUAAAGCAGCUUAGGAACAAGGAGAUUCCUAUGGUGAAGGUGCUUUGGAGGAGUGAUCGAGUCGAAGAAGAAACCUGGGAGACCGAGGUCUCAAUGAGGGAGCAAUACCCGUUUCUUUUCGAUUAGACACGUGGAUUUCGGGGACGAAAUCCCAAAUAAGGGGGGGUGAACUUGUAACACCGUCCCCAAAUAUAUUUACCGUUAUGUAAAUUAUGUAUUGAAUAUGGUGUAUUGAGUAAUGAAUUUACGAGGUUGUAAAUUUUUGUUAUUUCUUUUGCGUGAAUAGUAAAUUCCACGUGGGGCCCACACUCGAAGCGGGGGUAACCCGAUAACACGAGACCACAUGUUAUAUUCAUCUUGGUCUAGAUAAUAGUUACAUGGUGGUGGACAUUCAUAAUGGGCCAUGAUAAAGGCAUUGGGUUGACCGGUUUGGCAAAUAGGGCCCAAUUACCAGUAUUGGUAAUUUAACAUAUAACAGCCCGAAAUGAAUUUCGGGGGAUAUUAAAUUAAAGUUGGGGAAUGUAUAUUCAUUAUGAGGGUCAUAAUGAUUGAAAACACAUAAUAUAUUUUAUUUGACCAGAUAAAAUAAAAUAUAGUUAAACUAGUCCGAGAAAUACAACUUUCGGGGCCGAAUGUACACGUCGGGACAACAUGGGAUGACCUCCCACAUGAGUGGGGGCCACCCCACGUUUUUAUGGGCUAUUGAGACAAGGGAGGGCUGCUCAAUGUCAUAGGGAGGUGGCUGGAUGAUUUAAUUGGCAUCAAACAAGUGUGGACCUCACUCCCACACUUAUUUGCUAAGUAAGACAAGGAGGAAGGUCUCCUCACUCCCACCCCUAUCACUCAGCUCGACCCAGCCCCCAAAGAGAGAGAGGAAGAGCUCUGAAAAUCCUCCAUCUCCAUAGCCAAGAAAGCUCAAACAAGCAAGGAGCUCAAGGGAGAAGAUUAUAGGAGGAGAGAGCUAGGAAGAAGUGUGAAAAUUAAGGCACUUGUAAAGGGUGAUUUAAGAACUUUCACGAAGUUGAAAGAGUCGCCGGAGUUCAUCAAAGUUCGCCGGAGUUCCAUCGGAGUUCAACCGGGAAGGGUAGAACUUCACAACGCUCAUUCGAGGUUGAAGCUAAGGCUAGCUAUCCACACUUUGCUCGGUGAAGUAUUCCAAAGGAAGACGUGGUUCGUGCUUCCUUUACUGUUUUAAACUACAAACUUGCUCAUGGAUACUUUGUAAUAAAUACAUUUGUUUUGGGCCUGCGUGCCUACGUUUUGGCCAGGUGUGGCCCAUGAUUGAAUAUUGAAUAUUUCCGCUAUUCAUUCAAUCCCAAUAUGUGAUGUUGUUAUGUAUGUUUACUUACUGAGUAUGGUAUGGACUAUGUUCAUGGACGCCUUGUGUGACUAAGUCGCGUUGACUUGCGAGUGACGUCAUUUAGUCAUACGGCGGUUGUACACGCGCUCAGAUGCGG
Cuscuta epithymum is the source of this 7505-nucleotide messenger RNA. The record is from the annotation of a GenBank genome assembly. Lineage: Eukaryota; Viridiplantae; Streptophyta; Magnoliopsida; Solanales; Convolvulaceae.